GGGGAGGGGGAGGGCGCGGAGACGAGCGGCGGCCCCUCACGGCCGCGCGCGCGCGCGCGAGAGAGAGACAGAGAGACAACAUGUCCGCGGAGGGAACCGUUGGUCGAGCCGGGCGCUGUUCAUCUCACAAGGUGCGUUGUUAUCCUAUCUCCGGAGCUUACCACAUCAUAGGCUAAAUGGCUUUGUUAAAUGCGAUCUUUCGACGUUGCUUGCCUGACCCCGGCGACCGCAGAGAAAGAAUGAAGCAGUAAGUCGAAAGGGCUAUUUGUGAACAAUUUUGUGGGUGGAGCUGUUUCCCUUUUGCAGACGCAAAAACUAAAGAAGGAAGAAAGAAAGAGAAUCCAGAAGCCAGCAAUGUCAGGAUACUCUCGGAUCCUUUCUGAAGUAGUUCACAGAGCUGAGUGCAAAUGUGAAGUUGAAAUCCUGUCUUGCUUCUGAAUAGCAGGUGGUGGUCACUUGUGCUGUGCUACGGUUCCAGGCUCCGCCACUGUUAAGCGCUCUGAGACGCUGUAGCCCGGACCGAAUCAAAUAUUCUGCCACUUCCAAAUUGUAGGCAUUGGAAAUAGAGAGAGGGAUUUAUUUAUGCCACCAUACAGAGCACGUACCUCUUCAGUCCAGAUGUUUGUUCUCUGUUUCUGAGUGCCUUGGAAUUGAUUCGAAACUGACACUGUAAGCGGCUACCUUGAAAAUCUGGAUAAAUAUCCAUCAUUUCGGCGGCGAUCGUUCUUUCAAGAUGUUUGGGAAAGUAAAGCAGAACUUACUGGUAGCAUGUUUGGUGAUCAGCUCAAUUACGGUGUUUUAUCUCGGCCGCCACGCCAUGGAAUGCCACCAUAGAAUAGAACACCAGCAACUGAACGCACAAGCAAAGGGCAGGUCAUUAAGUCACACGUCAAGAACUGGAUUCAGCAAUAGUUCAAAUAGAAUUGUUUACAACAAGGACACGCCUUUAAUAUUUAUUGGAGGGGUGCCCCGCAGCGGCACCACGCUCAUGAGAGCCAUGCUGGACGCUCAUCCCGAUGUGCGCUGUGGGGAAGAGACCAGGGUGAUUCCGCGAAUCCUUGCGAUGAAGCAAAUGUGGAGCCGAUCAGGCAGAGAGAAGCAACGACUGGACGAAGCUGGUGUCACAGACGAGGUGCUGGACUCGGCGAUGCAAGCCUUUUUGUUAGAAAUCAUAGUGAAGCACGGGGAACCUGCCACGUACCUGUGCAAUAAAGACCCGUUUGCACUCAAGUCAUUGACUUACUUGAGCAAAAUCUUUCCGAAUGCCAAAUUCAUCCUCAUGAUUCGGGACGGGCGUGCUUCUGUGCACUCCAUGAUCACCCGCAAAGUCACCAUAGCAGGAUUUGAUCUGAACAGUUAUAGAGACUGCCUGACGAAAUGGAACCGUGCUAUUGAGACCAUGUAUAACCAGUGUCUGGAAGCUGGGCUCAGUAAGUGCUUACCGGUGCAUUAUGAACAGCUGGUCCUUCACCCCGAAACCUGGUUGAGGAAUGUUUUAAAAUUCCUGAGUGUACCCUGGAAUCGGGCAGUGUUGCAUCACGAAGAGAUGAUUGGGAAAGCGGGAGGUGUAUCCCUUUCCAAGGUUGAAAGGUCCACCGACCAAGUCAUCAAGCCAGUCAAUGUUGAAGCGUUAUCAAAAUGGGUGGGGAAAAUGCCACAAGAUGUGGUUCGUGAAAUGCCGGUGAUUGCACCUAUGUUAUCAAAGCUUGGAUAUGAUCCAUAUGCCAACCCUCCAAAUUAUGGAAAGCCAGAUCCAGCAGUUAUUGAGAACACUAAAAGGGUAAUCAAAGGUGAAUAUGAGCUACCUGAAUUUCUUAAAGAUCAGCCACAGAUAAAAGAAUCAAAUCAAAUAAAUCAAAUAAAGCUGUAGCUGCUGUGAAUGACCAGAGGUGGGGAUUGCAGCCUCUGAACGGAUAAGUUGUCUUCACAUUUCAUUGCCACAAUUGCAAGCGUGCACCUUGGAAGCUGUGUCGAGCUCAGAUUUUAACUACAGCCCCUAUGUGUAGCUACGGUCAUAGUUGCAUCGAUGUGGAACAAAGCACUUUUUUUUUUCAUAUGUCAUUUCUCUUUCCCCCCAACCCCCCCCCCAAACUUUCUCCAUGAGUGAAAGUGCUCUUCGAAUGUACAAAUCCUGUACGCAAGUAUUGUUGGUGGCAAUAUUGUUAAGACUAUUGCCUUAAUAAUUGCAACCCCUCCUUUGUAUGGUUAGAGCUGUAAAUGAAGAGAAUGAGCUCUUUCGAUUCACCCUGGGAUUUCUCAGAGGGUAAAAAGACAGUGGAACAUUCUGGAUAAAUAAAUUGUGUCUGCAUUUUUGUGGCAUUGAGGAUUUCUAAUCAGCUUUGAAAGAAAACAUGAAAGAAACUCUUUAUGUGCUUUUUUUGAAAAAAAAGCUUUUUGGCUGGAAGUCUUUGUGUCCAGGAAUGUGAUGUUAAAACGUAAUAGUAUUUUUGGCUAUACAUUUAUAUGGAAAAAUGUAUCAUUACUAUUAAAAACAUCAGAAAAUG
This is a messenger RNA of Callorhinchus milii (elephant shark), 2504 nucleotides long. RefSeq names its product protein-tyrosine sulfotransferase 1. NCBI's taxonomy places the organism in Eukaryota, Metazoa, Chordata, Chondrichthyes, Chimaeriformes, Callorhinchidae. Gene Ontology annotation, biological process: peptidyl-tyrosine sulfation. Bases 734 to 1870 code for a protein of 378 amino acids. Gene Ontology annotation, cellular component: Golgi apparatus. The record is from RefSeq and is a predicted model, not a curated record. The transcript has 8 exons. Gene Ontology annotation, molecular function: protein-tyrosine sulfotransferase activity.